CUCAGUGGGAGUUAAGUGGGCACGCCGCCCACUCCAGCCUGGGUAGAUCUCAAGGUCUCAGUGCGAUACAGUUUCUCUGAUUCGCAAAAUCUUCUGGUGUUAGUGUUCACUGGGGGCGUGGGAGCUCAACUGGAAUGAAGGAUAGACAAAAGGGGAUUGUUUGGCUUUUUAAUUUUGUGGAAAGAACGGGAUUUUAAGAACAACACAGCAGAUUCUCAUUCUUCCCCUUAUUGACCUUCAUCUCUUUAAAACCAGGUCCACUUGGAAUAGUAAUACGCCAGCUACUCCUAGCUGCAGCAAUCCUCUGGAUCAGGAUCACCUGCAGAAAUAUUAUAAUGCAUGUCAGGAAAGAUGUAGUAGAGCUGAAAUGUCUUUUCUGGAGAACAGUCUCUUUUUAAUGGACACUUAAUUUCCAAAGUCACCUCUAGGUCUGCAGGCUGGCUUUGCUACAUGGACAAAGUUGAAGAGAUACACUUGGAUAUCUUCCAUGUACAGACCUGGGGACGCAGAUUUGGAAACAAUAACAACUACAUGAACAUGGCAGAGGCAAAUAAUGCAUUUCUUGCUGCAAAUGAGCAGACGUUCCAUACGCCGAGCCUUGGGGACGAGGAGUUCGAAAUCCCACCCAUUACCCCCCCGCCCGAGUCAGACCCUGCACUGGGGAUGGCAGAUAUCCUGCUGCCCUUUCAGGGCCUUGGUGACCAGCUGCCUGCCCAAGGAAAUGAAUUUACACCUCAGUUCCCCCCCCAGAGCUUGGAUCUUCCCUCUAUUACAAUAUCCCGAAAUCUCGUGGAGCAAGACGGCAUCAUCCACAGCAAUGGAUUGCAUAUGGAUCAGAGUCACACGCAAGUUUCCCAGUAUCGCCAGGAUCACUCUCUGAUUAUGAGAUCUAUUGUCCAUAUGACUGACGCUGCUCAUUCGGGAAUUAUGCCUCCUUCUCAGCUAACCACCAUUAACCAGUCUCAGCUAAGUGCACAGCUGGGGCUAAAUUUAGGAGGCACUAAUUUGCCACACACUUCUCCCUCCCCUCCUGCAAGUAAAUCAGCCACUCCUUCCCCAUCCAGCUCUAUAAAUGAAGAAGAUGCAGAUGAGUCAAAUAGAGCUACUGGAGAAAAAAGAGCUGCACCGGAUUCUGGCAAGAAGCCCAAGACUCCAAAGAAGAAGAAAAAGAAAGAUCCCAAUGAGCCACAAAAGCCAGUGUCAGCGUAUGCCCUUUUCUUCAGGGAUACACAAGCUGCAAUUAAAGGGCAGAACCCGAAUGCAACUUUUGGAGAGGUUUCAAAAAUAGUGGCAUCUAUGUGGGACAGUUUAGGAGAAGAACAAAAACAGGUUUAUAAAAGAAAAACUGAAGCUGCCAAAAAAGAAUACUUAAAGGCACUUGCUGCCUAUAGAGCAAGCCUUGUUUCUAAGGCUGCUGCAGAAUCUGCUGAGGCCCAGACAAUUCGUUCUGUUCAGCAAACAUUGGCAUCCACAAAUUUGUCUUCCUCCCUUAUUCUGAAUACUUCUCUUUCUCAACACGCACCAGUAUCGGCAUCUCCUCAAACUCUUCAACAGUCCCUUCCCAGAGCAAUUGCUCCAAAACCUUUAACCAUGAGACUGCCGAUGAAUCAGAUUGUAGCUUCUGUUACCAUUGCACCAAACAUGCCAACAAACAUUGCAGCUCCAUUGAUAAGCUCUAUGGGAACAAACAUGGUGGCAACGCCGUCUUCAUCUCAAGUCAGUCCCUCAAUGCAAAGCCAGCAGCACCAGAUACAGCAGCUUCAGCAGCAACAGAUGCAGCAGAUGCAACAGCAGCAGCUACAUCAGCAUCAAAUGCAUCAGCAAAUACAACAACAAAUGCAACAGCAGCAUUUUCAGCACCACAUGCAACAACAUUUGCAGCAGCAGCAGCAUCUUCAGCAGCAAAUUAAUCAACAGCAAAUGCAACAGCAACUGCAGCACAUACAGCUUCAGCAAAUGCAGCAGCAGCAGAUGCAGCAUAUGCAACACCAGUCACAGCCUUCUCCUCAGCAGCAUUCUCCGGUAGCCUCUCAGAUCACUUCUCCCAUCCCUGCCAUUGGGAGCCCUCAGCCAGCACCUCAGCAGCACCAGUCACAAAUACAAUCUCAGACACAGACUCAAGUAUUAUCGCAGGGAUCACCACGGAGCCUACUUUCAGUCUGGGAUCGCUCUAGUGUGGAUCCUUUGUGGAGGAAAAGGGCUGAGAGGACCCACUCGGCAGGGGGUGGGCGGGAGCUCUGAGCGACCUCCCUUGUGGGCAUUUUCUUGUCUUGUUUGAUAUAUUUCCUGAGAGCGAUCUAUUUUUGGAGGUGGUGAAUACUCCCUCUUACAUUUCUCAAGAUUACAUGAUUAUCCAGGAAUUUCCUUCAGAUAUCCAGAAAACAUUUUAGCAAACAUGAACAUUGUGGCAGCAAUAGUACACUUGAGCCCCUAUAGAGCUACAAUUAAAAUAGAGAUUAUUCCACAGAUAUUCCAGUUCUUUUUUCUCCAGUGGUGAAAAUUGAGUGAAUUUCUGAGGAAAACAAAAUUCAUGCUAUGUAUUCAUUGCUUUUAUAAGACC
Aquila chrysaetos chrysaetos is the source of this 2560-nucleotide messenger RNA. RefSeq names its product TOX high mobility group box family member 3 (gene TOX3). Gene Ontology annotation, molecular function: chromatin DNA binding. The record is from RefSeq and is a predicted model, not a curated record. NCBI's taxonomy places the organism in Eukaryota, Metazoa, Chordata, Aves, Accipitriformes, Accipitridae. The coding region runs from base 451 to 2241 and encodes 596 amino acids. The transcript has 9 exons. Gene Ontology annotation, biological process: regulation of transcription by RNA polymerase II. Gene Ontology annotation, cellular component: nucleus.